Molecule: messenger RNA, 804 nt
Organism: Effrenium voratum
Lineage: Eukaryota; Dinophyceae; Suessiales; Symbiodiniaceae
Source: the annotation of a GenBank genome assembly
AUGUCGCGCUGGGCGCGGGUGGCGCCUGCCGGCCUUGCGAGCGGCGGCCUCGGCUUCUCGCGCUGCGAGCGGAGGAUCAGCGAGGAGGAGGUGCGGAAGCACCGCUCCGAGAACGACGCCUGGAUUAGCUUCAAUGGCUCCGUGUACGACAUCACCAGCUUUAUCCCGAGGCACCCGCAGAAGGCGAACUGGGCGUCUCGUGUGGCGGGGCGCCGUUUCGAGCACUUCUUGGGUCGAGACGCCUUUGGGCCUAUCCACCGCUUCAAAACGGAUUGCAGCAGUGCGGACGCCAAGGCGAACUUGGCAAGGAUUUUGGCGCCCUACCGCCUGGGCAGCUGGGAGCCGGCCGCGGCUUCCAAGGCCGCGGCGCGGUGGCCGGAGGUGGACCGAGAAGAUCUGCGGCUGCGGCUGGAGCGAGCGGAUGGGGCGGAAGUGAGGACCUUCACCUUGGAGGACCUGAAAAAGAUGAAGCUCCACACUCGCCGGGUGACACACAAGUGCACCACCUCCGGCAACAUCAAGGUCCAGGAAUGGACAGGAGUCCUGGUCCGCAAUCUGCUUCCCGCCUCAGAAGCCGAGAAUUUGAAGCGGGAGAGCCGCGGCCAAAGUUGGGAGCCGCUGGUGACCUUUGUCGGCAUGGACGGCUUUGGGCACUCCAUGUUCCUCUCCAGGGCCCUGCAGGACGACGUUUUGUUGGCCUUCGAGCAGAACGGCGAGGCCCUUGACGUGGAGCAGGGUGGGCCCUUGCGCCUGGUGAAGGAUGGGCAACAUGCCAAGUGGGUGGAGACGGUGAUCCUGGAAUGA